This is a messenger RNA of Diorhabda sublineata, 8807 nucleotides long. It is a transcript of the gene Upf3, whose product is annotated as regulator of nonsense transcripts 3B. The record is from RefSeq and is a predicted model, not a curated record. The coding region runs from base 7371 to 8708 and encodes 445 amino acids. Gene Ontology annotation, molecular function: mRNA binding. Lineage: Eukaryota; Metazoa; Arthropoda; Insecta; Coleoptera; Chrysomelidae. Gene Ontology annotation, biological process: positive regulation of translation; nuclear-transcribed mRNA catabolic process, nonsense-mediated decay. Gene Ontology annotation, cellular component: nucleolus; cytoplasm. The transcript is spliced from 2 exons.
UUUCAAAAAUGUAUUAAUACACAGGGUGCUCCAUUUAAAAUAACAAACUUACAGAUGAUUUUCGGUUCUACCGGUAGAACCGGAAGUUGGCCAUCUUUGAAAAUAUUUGAGUUAAAAAUAUCGUAUCCGAAAUCCCAAACGUAGAAAUUUUCAUGAUUUUACAAUAAGUAUUUAGCCAUAUACAGAUAGUUUUAACUCGUCGUGGGACACCCAGUAUAACCCAAUUAUUAUAUUGUAUGUCAAUGUUGAAAUACGAUUUUAUAAAAAAUUCAAAUUACCAGAAAGUGGGAUGUAAAACAAACACCUUCAAAAGACAUAAAAAUGGAAACGUCAAUAAAAUUUCUCGGUAUUUGGUAACACGCUAAGCUGGAACAUUACUAACAUUGUACCUAACACUUAUUCGAUCAGAAUUAGACUAUGGAUCAAUUGUAUAUUUAACAGCAAUCAAAUCGCUUUUGACAAAAACUCGACAGCUUUCACAAUUCAGCCUCACGUUUGAUAACAGUUGCAUUCAAAACAACACCAGUGGAAAGUCGAGAAAGGAGGCAGAAUAAUAUAUUUGAGCAUGAAUCACACGAGAAGAAAACACGUUCGUUUCAAACCGCUAUUGCGCACAAAUUCUAUAAUAGUGACGGAAACGUGUUUUAGGACGUGCAUAGACAAGAUAACUAGAUACCCAACGCACUACUCGUAGGCGCGCAAUCUCGUUGUUUAAUAGCCAGACCUCGUAUUAUCACAAUAUUAUAGUAGGAAUUCGAUUAUCCGGCCCUCAAUUAUACGGAUUCGCGAUUAUCCGGGCUAUCAACUUAAUAGCCAGACCUCGUAUUAUCAUAAUAUUAUAGUAGGAAUUCGAUUAUCCGGCCCUCAAUUAUACGGAUUCGCGAUUAUCCGGGCUAUCAACUUAAUAGCCAGACCUCGUAUUAUCAUAAUAUUAUAGUAGGAAUUCGAUUAUCCGGCCCUCAGUUAUACGGACUAUCAACUGCGACCAAUUAAAUAAUUGAGUAAUAUUGAGCCAUAUUACAAAAUGUUCAACAUAUAGGUAUGUACUAAAAGUCGAAUUUAUGCAAACACGAACGAGUCGGAACUGGCAUUACCCCGCCCGCGCCCCAAGGGAUCGCCGCCCCCCACGCGUUUCGUUAUUGUUUUAGUUAGUUGUCACUUCGCUCUGAUGUGCGUGUCGCGUCUAAAUAUUUGAAAAUUUCAAAGCGUAAGAGAGUGAUGUUAUCGCUUAAAGACAUAAUAAAAAUUAUUGUAAGUUGGCUGAUGAGUAUGGUGUAGGUCAGGGGUCGGCAACCUUUUGUGUCAGGAGGGCCAAAAAUUACAAUUUACAAAAUUUCAAAGUUUAUAAAGAGCCACAAAAUUUUUUAUUAUCAAUAAUAAUAAGUAUAUACUGAUCUUUCAUUUAUAAAAGCAGUGUUUUUCACAAUAAAUUGGAUAAUUUAAAUACACAAUCAUUUAAGUGAAAGAAAUAAAACAAAUAAACAUUUACCCACAACUCUAACUUCAAUAAUAAACAAUUGGGCCAACAAAUUCAAUGGAAGGAAACUUGUUUUAAAUUUCAAACUUGACUCUAAAUUUUCAUUUAUCAGUUUAUUUUAAUAGUCAGCUAUUCAAAUAGCAAUUUCUUCCCCUCACUGUAGAAGCUUUGCAGACUAUUCCAUCCAUCGAAUCGUUGUUGUCCCUUUAUUUUUCCCUGUCGUACUUCUUGCUCCAUCAGUUGUUAUUGAGACGAUUUACUUUAAAUUGAUCUCAUUGUCUACAAAAACAUUUUUGCGCGGUAUUCGCUGUACCUUCUCUAGUUUGUCUCGAGAGAGGUAGCAAUCCUAGAAGUUCUUCUUUGGACCUUGAGACGACAUAUAUUAGACAAAUUUGUACCUUGUCUUUUAUGUGCAUGACUUAACGAUAGCAAGUGAUAGAAGGGGCAGAUUAAAUAUCUUCCACCUUCAAAUAUGUUACAUUAGACGACAUUUCAGCUAUUCUAUCUUCUACUGCUCUAGCGGAUAAUGGUAGAUUUUUUAUUUUUCUCAAGAUUUCUGGUUUGUUAUGAAACAAUUUUUUACGUGGAUCGCGAGGAGAGGACGAAAAAAGCAAGUAGAAGUCGCUAAGAGAGAUAGAAUCGAUACCUAAUCCUUAUUAAUAGAUUCAGAACGAUUAUUGAAUAUUUUUUUUAUAAAAUCAAUAAUAUUUGCGUGUGGUACUAAAAAGCCGCAAUUUCACAUCCAAAGAGCCGCAGGUUGCCGACUUAUGUAUUGUAGAAUUUUUAUGGAUCAGGUGAAGUAAAUAAUAAACUCGUGAAAACUGAAUACUUUAAUUAAAACACGUAACUCGAACGUUUACAAGAAAAGCAAAUAACCUACUGACUCUAGUAAAAAUACGAUACACUUUUCAGACCUUUUUAAACAAAAACAGAGCGUCAUUCUUAUCGUUAGCAAAACAUACACAUAAACGAAAAACUAAACCAGUAGAUAUAAAAACGAUCAACAAAUGUAUCGAUUACAAAAAACUCGUAUUUCAGCCUAAAAAUGCCGACACGGCUAGUCAGUGAUGCUUUUAAACACUUCAAUAUCAUGGUGUAGGUACAUCCACGAUAAGUUAUAUAAAGAAGAAUGCCGAUUCAAUUUUGUUGUACACCUGCAAAUUUAUAGUGAAGACGAGAGUAAACAUCGGGAAAUGAUGUAAAAACCGAAAAAGGAACUUUUAGAAGACGCUUUGUAUUGUUGGUUUUUACAAAAACGAUCAACUGGGCGACCGAUAUCUGGACCAUUACUCUGUGAAAAAGUAUUACAGUUAAAUAAAAAAUUUAAUUGUGAUGAAUCGUUUGUUGCAAGUAACGGAUGGUUGUACAGAUUUAAAUCUCGUCAUGGAAUUCGUGAAUUGGAAAUACAAGGUGAAAAAAUGUCCAGCUUAAAGGUGAUUUUAAGAAGAAAUUGGAUGAAAAUAACUAUGACUUGGAUUUUGUCUAUAAUGCUGAUGAAACCGGAUUAAAUUUGAAAUCAUUACCUUGAAAAUCUUUGGUUUCUAGGCGAGACAAUUCAGCUCCAGGAUAUAAAACUAGCAAAGAGCGGGUAAGUAGAUUAGUGUGCGCUAAUGCAACUGGGACCCAUAAAAUACCUUUGCUCUUUAUCGGAAAAUAAAAAAAAACAGGUGUUUUAAAAAUAUCAGAGUGCCCUUAAUUUAUAAAAAUCACAAAAGCGCAUGGAUGAACUCUGAAAUAUUCAUUGACAUCACUUUUAUCCCUGAAAUUUAAAAAAAAAACCAAAUUUGCAAGCAAGGUAAUGUACUACUUUACUGGAUAAUGCGACUAUGAUUCUAAAAAAUUUCAAAAACAUAUCAAGCAACGCGAGGAGUAAGAUAAGGAUAUAUACUAAUCCCCUUCUCGGUUGCUUUUGAUGAGAGUAUAAAAGAAGCAACACUCAACAAGGUGGGAUAUUGGAAUAUAGAAGAGGUCAAAGCUCAAGACGAGACGAUAGAACUACGAUAAAAACUGAGAAAUAUAUAAUGCAAACUUUGAGUACAUCUACAUGAAGAUAAAUAAGAAACAAACCGGAACAAGUUAAAUACGUAGACUCAAACGUAAUGUAACAGACAAUGAACGAACAGAACAAUCAGACAUACGCGGUUCUGGUUAGAUGGAGAUAACUGAAAAUGGCGGAUUAGUACGUAGGCUACGGGAGUCCCACAUUUCCAUCAGAGCACCUGGUUGAAUUCGUUACUUUACUGCGCAUUCGAUGUAAUUCGUUUCUCAAUAUAGAACAGGAUACAAAGAAAGUUAUUUCCGUCAAAUGUUAGAGGUGUUCCUUUUGAUUUCUUAUAUCGUGUCCCUUCUGCCUUUUUAUUUCUCUACUCGUUUAUUUCAUUUCACCAAUCACCACACGGUUGAACAAAGAUCUAAAUUAAAACAGAAGCUGUUUAAUAUUACUACGUCUAUGAAUGCAUUACAUUAAUGAAAUCGCACAGAAAAACAUUCUCAAAACUCCACCAAACAAGUUAUAGUUCUUUCAAUAUCAAUUGCAGAUUAUAAAAACCUUUGCCGACAAUUUUGUUUGAUCUACCAUAGGCGUGGAUAUCUCAUUUUAUAAAUUUAUUAUUUUUAUAAAUACUUUUAAAAGUAUGUAUAUCUUAUGAGAGAAAGUAUUCGUUAAAAAGCAAUUGAAUCGUUAUAAAUUGGACGACAUUAUACGCCGUUAUGUAGACAGAUGCACUUAAUUUUAGUCCUACUUGGAACUUAGAAAAAAAUCAUUAUCAUACCUCGUUAACUUGCUGAAUACUAAAUUAUAAAACAUAAAUAGACGAGUAAAAUGUACUUGCCUGUAAGGAAGUUUGGUUUAAACAGGAUAUCAGACGUGAACUGAGCCCUUUUUAUACUCCAUUCGUCUAUUAGAAUUUCGGUAGUCUUUUAUCUAACUCAAAUAAUCUUGUCGCCAUCGAACUAUCCUUGACUAUUCGUUUAUUGCCAUCUUUUUAUUCAGUUUUUUGUGGAUAAUUAUAUUCUGGAUAAUAAGCUACCUUUUGCUGCAUUACUUAUAAUGUCGCAACCCUAUUCUCCUUUUAUAAACUAUAAAUUGUCUUACAUAUAAAAUCUUGAGUACCUUUGUAAACUGAUUUCAAUUUUUCUUAACAUGUUUUUCAGUUCUGUGAAUGAUCCACAGCAACCUCCUAGUUAAUUCAGCAAUUCUUAUUAUGAUUGUAUUAUCAGAUUGCUGAAUAUUUUUCUAAAUCUUUAUUAUUAAAUUUAUACCUGUGUUUAUUCUCACUUCACUGUGCAAUUUCAUUGUCUUCAUUCGCUUAUGGUCCAAAGAACUCCAUAUUUCUAUUUAUUUAAAGAAAAUUAUGAAUUAAAUAAAUUUCACCAAGCCACGCCGCUGCUUAUCACAGACUGUCUGGCAGGAAUAUUUCAAAGAAAUAUACAUACGCCUUCCGACAGCGUCGGCCAAUAGAAAUGCAUUUAUGUUUACGAUUCGAUGUUUUCAUUGGUUUGUUAGAUGUUUACCGUAUUUUAUACAGGGUGUGAACAUUAUUUUCCAUUUCUUAAUUUGGUAUAAGUGCCGUCCGUAUUUAUGGAAUAAUAUUGAUUUCUAUAACUGUCUUCUGCAAUUGAUAUUGGAAAAACUAAAUCACAAUAAUUGAUAAGAUUAUAGAAGACAUAAACACGAGAUGUUUAGAUAACUUUAAUGAUCACAAUUAUAAUUAAUCAACAACUUUCGCGUCGAUUUAGCCGUUUUGAUGUCCAGUUAAGUUAGCUGACCCAUUUACGGCUCUAAACUGAUAAUACGAAAUUAAUUUGAUCUUAUCAUAUGAGUAAAUUGUCUACAAAGAUAAUUGGUGAUUUAGCGAUAUUUUAGGGCUUCAAAAGUACAGUUUAUUGGUUGGCUUAAUGUAUCAUCCGGUAUGUAUUAGCCAAAAUUCAAACAUUUUUCUAAUUAAUACUAGAUGGGAAGGGUGUAUUUCAUUUUCAGAUAAAUUAUAUUUUCAAUGUAGUGCUUAUGACAAAAAAAUUACUCUUAUCAAUAUCAUAAUUCUGUAUAAUAAAAAUUGAAAUCAAUUUCAUACAAUAAAGAUAAGAUUUUAUAAGAAGUUUUAUUUGUCCUAACCAAAAGUCCUUUCGUUAAUGUAGAAGUUGGAAUUUUUACUCACAGCUAUGGAAAUCAUAAUCAAUGCCAAGGAGCAAUCAAUCUUUUGAUUGAUGAAAGUUUUUACUAUGACCUACAGUAAUUCAUUGGCCAAUUCUGGCACACUGUUUUUCCAAUCGAGUACGCAAUGAUGUUCUGUUGUUUUAACUCUCAGCAGUCUGCAAUUUAUUAAAUUCCUCAUUAUGCCUAAUAUUUUUGAUAUUUUCUUUCUUUUUGAGUGUGUACCUUUACUUCCCCAGCUGGAGACUCUUCCUCAAGAAGUGGUUUACAACUUCCAGUUCAAGUAUAUAAAUAAUUGAUACUUGAUUGGGUGAACAGUUAAUAUUAAAUUGAACGCCACCAGCUUAUUGAAGAACGCAGUUAACAACAACAAUAAAUAAAGAUGGAAAAGCUGGAAACACCUUACGGAUUGAUUUAAUAAUUUAAACUAAAACUAUCCCCGGACUCGAUUUUCCAAAUUAAUAUUUGAAUAAAAACAGCUUCAACAAAUAACGAAUUUAGGAAAAAAUAACACCAUGUAAGAUAGUAAAUAAUUUUGAAAUAUGAAGACUAAUAAUGGCUCCAAUCCCUCAAAUUUUCAAAUUGAUAUCCCAAAGGAGAAAGGAGGCACUGAACUUUAUCACACUAAUCAAUUGCGUUGUAUAUAAAAAGCAAAGUUUAAAAGAUAUUAGAAUAGCUUAUUAGAGAAUAUAAAACACCACAAAUUUACUUUGAUUUUAUACUUCAGUUAAAGAAUGUAGAUAAGAGAUUUUUUUUAUGGGAGGAAGGUUUGCUGCAGUUGGUCAUGAUAUAGGAGUUGUUCCUUUGCGGGGCUGGGAUUGUGCUUGCUGUCCUGGUUGGAAAGGAGGAAAAGCGAACGACCAUUGACCAGAAGAAAAUGAAAACUAGGUUACAAGGUAACCGCAGAAAACCUGCCACAUCCACGAUACGUUUUUGAAUGGAUACCGAGAUUUUAUUAAAUUCUUCUAAUAAUAUGGGAAGUCGUAACAAAUUAAUUUCUUCAAAAAUUUGAACGUUAUAGUUAAAAUGGAAAUGACUACUAAGCCACAAUACGUGAACAAAGGAAGAUUCAAAAUAUUUGAAGGAACACGUAACAAGUCGAAUAGCAUGUUACAAAUGAGUUUUGAACAUGAAAGUUUUGUCUUAAAUUCACUCGUCAACAUUAUUAUUCAAUUUAAAGGUGGGUCCACUUCUGACAUAAAUUCUCGUCUAAGUUGGAAUUUCUCGAACCGUUGGUGACAUUCAUACUGAAUACACUGUUUACAUUACCACUACACCAAGACUGUCUGACGCGUGUUUCGAUAACCGUUUCAUUGUUGGGUACUUCUUUGACGCGGCUCAAAAAUACCGACUUUCCAUGGCCAACGUUGGAAGCAAAACAUUCCUCGAAUGACGUACGAACUACCACCACACAAUGCGUCCAAUCAUACCAGCGGCCAACGCAUCGUGUAUUACCGGCUUAACGCUACUUGAAGUUGAAUGCAAACUUUCUAACCUAAAAUAUUCUCUUUGUAUUCGAAAUUUGUAUUACUACAUGUCGAUUGAGUAGUUAUGGAGAAAUUCUAUUGGAAUGCUGUAAAGACGAAGGAAAUAAAAUUGUUAUCAGGGACGUGCUAAAUUACAUAACUGAAUGUCAAAAAGGUGAAGUCCAUGAAAUUCAAAAAGAAGUUAGUGACAGACGUCAAAUGAGUCCUUUUUAUUUAUAAAUAGGUCAGAUACUUUUUUCAGAAAAUUUAAAACAUGGCACUUACUGAAUCUGAGAAGAAACCAGAUAAGAGAGAAAAGCCUUUAACUAAAAUAAUAAUUCGUCGAUUACCACCAACGAUCGAUCAAGAUACUUUUCUAAAACAAGUUUCUCCUAUUCCAGAUUACAAUUAUAUUUACAUAGUAAAUGGAGAUUUCAGUUUAGGUGAAAAUGCGUUUUCAAGGGUUUACAUAAAUUUUGUAAAUCACGAAGAUGUCUACAAUUUUAAAGAAAGAUUCGAUGGCUAUGUUUUCCUGGACGCUAAAGGUAAUGAAUAUUCUUGUGUCGUUGAAUUUGCUGCAUUCCAGAAAAUCCCUAAAAAACGUGGAAAAGCAAGAAUGGACCCAAAAGCUGGAAGUAUAGAAUCAGAUCCCUAUUAUCUAGAUUUUGUAGAGAAUUUGAAGAAACCACAAGAAUUGGAUGAAAAACCUGAAUAUACACUUCAAUUAAAUUCCACUGAAAAUAAAAACGAUAUCACAACACCACUAUUAGAAUUUAUAAAAAAUAAAAGAUCUCAACGAAUGAGGAUUAGGGAAGUGAGAAGAGAAGAGAGGAAACGAAGAGAAUUUGAUAAAAGAAGAGAACAUUAUGAUGAUAGAGAUUCCAGGAAAAAAGUAUUGGAUGAAAAAUCUCCGACAAAAAGGCCAUUUCACAAGCAAGAUACUGUAAAGAAUGAUAAGCCGGAAUCUGAGACAACGCUAGAGGAAAAACCAGAAAAAGAAGAAAAACAUUAUGAGAAAUCCUACUACAAAAACAAGGACAGAAGGUUUGAUGAUAGGAGAUUUGAAGACAAAAGGAAAGAACUGAAACCAAGGUUUCCUAGGAAAGAGUAUUCUGAUUACAAAAGUGAAGAACGGAAAGAAAGGAAAUUUGACUACCCAAAGAAAGAAUUUGAGGCAAAAACUUUUCCUAAAAAGGUGAAAAAAUAUAGUGAGAAAAGGGAAGAACGUAAACUUGAAGCUCAAAAGGCAGAACAAAAAAAAGUAGAUGAGGCAAAAGUAGAAGAGAAUAAAUGUUAUGAAAAUAGUAGCAAAUCUAUUGAAAAUACUACACCCAAAACCACUGAAAAACCAACUAAAUCCAAUGAUAAAGAUAAAAAAGACAAUGAAAAAUUAAAAUCCACUGAUGCAACUUUCCCAAAAGAUGCUGAAGGAGAUGGUAGAAAGAAAGAUGAAGUUACGCACAAUGAACAGAAAAGUGAUUUACACAAUCAGAGAAGAAUUAGAAAUAAAGACAGACCUUCUUUAGCUAUUUAUAGACCUGGUAUGCUUUCGAAAAGAAAACAAAACGAGACUGAUAGUAGUGAAAAUAAGGAAAAAGUUGAAGACAAAUAAUUUAGAUCCAUAUUUUUUCUAUUACUGUUUAGAAGAAAAAUAUACUUGAUUAAUUUUCUUGAAAUAAAGUUUUGAUUACCAAAGCCUUUUUUUGUCUAA